AUGGCAGAGGCUCUGCCCGAAGCCACAGUGAGGAGGAAGAAAAGCAUAACUAUCGAGGAGAAAAUCGACAUCAUAAGCGCUGUGGAAAGCGGCAAGAAAAAGGCGGACAUUGCAGCCAAGUAUGGCAUCAAGAGGAACUCCCUGUCUUCGAUUAUGAAGAAUAAGGAAAAAGUUUUGGAAGCCUUUGAAACUUUGCGGUUUGAUCCUAAAAGGAAAAGACUGAGGACUGCUUUUUAUGCCGACCUGGAGGAUGCAUUGAUGAAGUGGUACAGAAUUGCACAGUGCUUGAAUGUGCCGGUCAAUGGCCCCAUGUUGCGCCUCAAGGCGAAUGAUUUUGCCCAGAAGCUUGGACACAGUGAUUUUAAAUGCAGCAAUGGCUGGCUCGAUCGUUUCAAGUCGAGGUACGGUUUAGUUUUCAGAGCUCAGCCUGUAGAAGCAGCUGCCUCUCCUGCAGUGGGUGCUCCAACUCCUUGGUACCAAAAUGUGCUUCCUUGUAAUUUAAAUGAUUAUCAGCCAAAAAAUGUGUUUUACAUACAGGAGACUGGGUUGUUGUAUCAGAUGUUACCACAUAACACGUUUACAUUUAAAGGGGAAACUUUUUCUGUAAGCAAAGAAAGCAAAGAGAGCGUGACUGUAGUGGUGGGUACAAAUAUGGAUGGCUCUGAGAAACUCCCACUGCUCAUUAUAGGAAAAAGCAAAAGUGCACACUCUUUCAAAGAUGUGAAAUCGCUGCCAGUGGAUUAUGAAGCAAAUGAUAGGGCGUGCAUGACUUCAGGAAUCUUUGAACAGUGGAUGCACAAACUGGAUCACGGAUUUCAAGCACAGCAGCGCCAAGUGGUUUUUCUUGUUGAUUUUCUCCCAGCUCACACAGAAGUAAAGAACCUGAAGUCUGUCAAAUUAGUGUUCUUUCCUCCAGACUCUUCUUCAUGUAUAGCUAUGAAAGAAAGGAUUAUCAAAACUCUGAAGGUAAAAUACAGGCGCUGUCUUAUCAAGAGAUUUGUUGACUGCGUAGAAAGUAAUAAAGAGUUUAUGCUGACCCUUCUUGAUGCAAUUGAGAUGCUGUACCUGUGCUGGAGGGAAGUAACACCAGAGACUAUUGCAAAAAGUUGCAAUGGAGCAACUUUCAAAUUAGAAACUGAGACAAAUGAAAAUGACAAUGAAGUUGAAAGUGAUUUUGAUUUGAUUGCACAUGCACGGGCAGCUGGGGUAGAGUUUCCAGAAGGCUUGUCUCUGGAAGAAUAUGCAGCUAUAGAUGAUGGCUUGGUAACUUAUGAAGUGCCUACAAAUAGUGAAAGGAUGUGUGCCAAAGAAAGUGCAUCAGAUAAAGCUGAGACAUUUGUUGGUGAUGAAGAUAAGGAUGAAGGCAGUCAACUACAGGGAGCUGAACAGCUUUUACCAUCCAAAAAUGAGGCUUUGAGUGCUUUAGAUACUCUUCGAAAGUUUCUCAGAAGUCAGGACACAGAUGAUUCUCUUUAUGAUUCCCUAGCUGACUUGGAGGAUUUUAUUCAACAUGUAGCAUGUGAAUAAAUAUUUUAGCAAAGUGGGAAAGCAUGUAAUUGGAAAAAAAAAUUAUAUAAUCAAAGAUAGUUUAAAAACAAGCAUUGCUGAAAUGUUCUCUGGUAUGUUUUGCUCAGGUGCCUAGAUGAACAUAACAAAACAAUGAAAAAAGGGCUGUGAACUGAAAUUUUCCACAAAAUCAGGAGCAAAUAACAUAUGUUUGAGGUGGAGAGAGGGAAUGAGCUGAACCCUUAAAAUGCUAACUGUAAUAAGUACAAUGGAGGCAAAAGAAAUUCUUUCAGCAGUUUGAUGCACUCAGGAUAAACUGUUGACCACUUGGAAUUCUUUCUUCAAAAAGAGACUAGCACUUCUAGACAUCAAUAAUUUCACUGGUGUUUUCAGAGUUUUGACAGUGGAGUAGUAAAUAUUUAUCACUUUGGUGCUUUUGAUACAUAAACACAAAAUUGAAUAACAUGGAAAAUACAUGUUUAAAUUCUGAGAAGUAAGGCAUUUUAAAAAGAAAUAUUCUUGGCCCCUUAUCAGGAAUUUUGGCCAUCUUUGCUUUUGCAGCAGAUGAUGAACAGCAGAAAGUU
Molecule: messenger RNA, 2090 nt
Organism: Agelaius phoeniceus (red-winged blackbird)
Lineage: Eukaryota; Metazoa; Chordata; Aves; Passeriformes; Icteridae
Gene: TIGD4
Product: tigger transposable element derived 4
Cellular component (GO): nucleus
Molecular function (GO): DNA binding
Source: RefSeq, a predicted model, not a curated record